AUGAAAAUCUCGAGAAUGGAAAAUGUGAAAGAGGAAGAAGAAGAGAAGAAGAAAGAAAAGAAGAAACAGUGGAAGAAGUGGUUUGAUCAGAAGAAUCUGAUGGAUUGAGGUUUCACCGUUUACAGUUUGCAUGUAUGUAAGUUCUGUCUGUACUGUAAUACUAGCAGAUGUGAAGAUCUUGCAGAAAUACGAGUUGUAAACGACAAGAAUCUGGAAAAUCUCAAGAGCCGAAGGCUA
This is a messenger RNA of Enterobius vermicularis (human pinworm), 237 nucleotides long. The record is from the annotation of a GenBank genome assembly. Lineage: Eukaryota; Metazoa; Nematoda; Chromadorea; Rhabditida; Oxyuridae.